GGCGGGGCUUGCGGAAUGAUCAGACUCGCCCGGCCGGUGGGGAAGCGGGGCUGCUCUUAAAGGGGCCGCGUCGGAGCAGUGCCCGGCAGCCCCAGCCAUGGGCUUCGGGACGCAGCUGGGCCUGCUGCUCUGGAAGAACUUCACCUACCGGCGCAGGCAGACGAUCCAGCUGGCCAUCGAGCUCCUGUGGCCGCUCUUCCUGUUCUUCAUCCUCAUCUCCGUGCGCCAGUCGCACCCGCCUUUCGAGCAGCAUGAAUGUCACUUCCCCAGCAAGGCGCUGCCCUCGGCGGGGACCCUGCCCUGGAUUCAGGGCAUCAUCUGCAAUGCCAACAACCCCUGCUUCCAGUACCCGACAGCUGGCGAGAUGCCGGGCACGGUGGGGAACUUCAAUGGGUCCAUCAUCUCCCGCCUCUUUGCCGAUGCCCGACGGGUGCUGCUCCACCCCGACAGCCAGCAGGCCCUCAGCCACCUGGCCCAGCUCCUGCCUGCCCUGCGCCGGCUCCGUGGGGAUGAGGCGCAGUGGACAGCGCUGCCGGUCCGGGACUAUCUGAAAGCAAAUGAGACCUUCUCCGAGUUCCUCCGUGCCAAUGCCUCUGCGCCCCCCGGCCUGGCUGACCAGCUGCUGGGGGCCCGGCUCAGCCCACGUAUUCUCUCCCUUGCCGCCUCCGGCUUGUCGCUGCAGGAUGUCGUCUGCAACGCCUCGGUGCUGGCAGAGGUCCUGGUGGUGCCAGGGGCCGGUGCCUUGGGGACCCUGCAGCCCUGGCUCUGCUCCCUGCCGGCCCCCACGCUCCAGGCCUUGGAGCGCAGCUUCCUCUCGCAGGUGGACGUCACCCGAGUCCUUGCGGAGUGGCUGGGCUCCGGGGCGGACGACGUGGCCGGCACCGUGGAAGCCCUGGUGGCUGUUCUACGGGGUGCCGAGACCCUGGCCGAGGAGGUCUCGGCCAUGCACAGCUUUGCAGACCUCCGGCGGGAGCUGGGGGCACUGGGCGGCAGCACGUCCCCACAGGGUGCCUUCGCGGCCCUGUCCCGCCUUGCCUGCGGCCACGCCAACAGCACCGGGCUCCGCAUCCCCUCCCUCAACUGGUACGAGGACAGCGACGUCCGCGCCUUCCUCAGCCGCAACAGCUCCGAGCCCCGGGCCGUCGCCUUGGACAAUGGCACCAACCCCUACUGCAAGGAGCUGAUCCGCAGCCUGGAGUCGAACCCGCUGUCGCGCAUCCUUUGGCGCAGCAUCAAGCCCCUCUUUGUCGGCAAGAUCCUCUACACCCCGCCCAGCCCCGGCGCCCGCAGGAUCAUGGCCGAGGUGAACCGGACCUUCCAGGAGCUGGCCGUGCUGCGGGAGGUGGGAGGUGCCUGGCAGGAGCUGGGGCCCCGGCUUUACACCUUCCUCAACAGCAGCCUGGAAAUGCAAGCCCUGCAGGAGCUGCUGGGGGCACCUGCCACCACCCCCCUCCUGGCCCAGCGCCUGGCAGGCACCUCCUGGAACCUGUCGACCGUGCGGGACUACCUGGUGGGGCCGCGGGGCUGGCGUGACACCUACGCUGAGCUCGACCAGGUCCUGGGCACCCUCAGCCAGUUCAUCGAGUGCGUCUCCCUGGACAAGAUCGAGGCGGUGGGCUCUGAGGAGGAGCUGGUGUCGCGGGCGCUGGAGCUGCUGGAGGCGCGCCAGUUCUGGGCCGGCGUGGUCUUCCUGCCGCCCACCGGCAACGCCACGGGGGACCCGGCCCCCCACAUCCGUUACAAGAUCCGCAUGGACAUCGACGAUGUCACGCGCACCAACAAGAUCAAGGACAGGUUCUGGGACCCCGGCCCGGCUGCCGACCCCUUCAGCGACCUGCGCUACGUGUGGGGGGGCUUCGUGUAUGUGCAGGACCUGGUGGAGCAAGCCGUCACGCGGGUGCUGACCGGCACAACCCGGCGCACGGGGCUGUACAUGCAGCAGAUGCCCUACCCCUGCUAUGUAGAUGAUGUGUUCCUGCGGGUGCUGAACCGGUCGCUGCCCCUGUUCAUGGUGCUGGCCUGGAUCUACUCGGUGGCCAUGAUGGUCAAGGGCGUUGUGCACGAGAAGGAGGCGCGCCUGAAGGAGACCAUGCGGAUCAUGGGGCUCAGCCGUGGCACCCUCUGGCUCAGCUGGUUCCUCAGCAGCUUGCUCCCCUUCCUCCUCAGCUCCGGCCUCCUCGUCCUCAUCCUCAAGCUGGGGGACAUCCUGCCCUACAGCGACCCCGCCGUGGUCUUCCUCUUCCUGGUGGCCUUCGCGGUGGCCACCAUUGCCCAGUGCUUCCUCCUCAGCACCUUCUUCUCCCGCGCCAACCUGGCCUCGGCAUGCGGCGGCAUCAUCUACUUCUCAUGCUACCUGCCCUACGUGCUGUGCGUGGCCUGGCGCGACCGCGUCACCUUCCCGCUCCGCGUCCUCGUGAGCCUCCUGUCCCCGGUGGCGUUCGGGUUCGGCUGCGAGUACUUCUCCCUCUACGAGGAGCAGGGCGUGGGCAUCCAGUGGUACAACCUCAACGCCAGCCCCGUGCAGGGCGACCCAUACAACUUUGCCACCUCCGUGGCGCUGCUGCUCGGGGACACAUGUCUGUACGGCCUGGCCACCUGGUACAUCGAGGCCGUCUUCCCAGGCCAGUACGGGAUUCCCAAGCCCUGGAACUUCCCCUUCCUGCGGAGCUACUGGUUCGGCGAGUCUUCCCUGGAGGGGCAGGUGCCCCACCCCACCAGUGCCCCCAGCUCUGCCAAAGUGCUGGUGGAGGAGCCGCCCGCAGGGCUGGAGCCCGGGGUCUCCAUCUGCAACCUGGUGAAGAUUUACCGCGGCAGCAGCCGAGCGGCCGUCAACGGGCUGAGCCUCGACUUCUUCGAGGGCCAGAUCACCUCCUUCCUGGGCCACAAUGGAGCGGGCAAGACCACCACCAUGUCCAUCCUGACCGGCCUCCUGCCCCCCAGUGCAGGCACGGCCUACAUCCUGGGCCGGGACGUGCGCUCGGAGAUGGAUGCCAUCCGGAGUACCAUGGGCGUGUGCCCGCAGCACAACAUCCUGUUUGACAUCCUGACGGUGGAGGAGCACGUCUGGUUCUACGGGCGCCUGAAGGGGCUGUCGGGGCGGCAGGUGGCGGCGGAGACAGAGCAGCUCCUCCGGGACGUGGGGCUGCCCCACAAGCGGCGCGAGCCGACCCGCUGCCUCUCGGGCGGCAUGCAGCGCAAGCUCUCCGUGGCCAUCGCCUUUGUGGGCGGCUCCAGGGUGGUCGUGCUGGACGAGCCCACGGCCGGCGUCGACCCCUACUCCCGGCGCGGCAUCUGGGACCUGCUGCUCAAGUAUCGCCAAGGACGCACCAUCGUCCUCUCCACCCACUACAUGGACGAGGCAGAGCUGCUGGGCGACCGCAUCGCCAUCAUCGCGCAGGGCCGGCUCUGCUGCUGCGGCUCCCCGCUCUUCCUCAAGACCCACCUGGGCACUGGCUACUACCUCACCCUGGUCAAGCGGGAGCCGGGGACCCGGGAGCGGCCGGCCCCCCAGGGCAGCUCCGGCAGCAUCACUAUUGCUGGCAAGAAGUCCGAGGGCCAGGUCGGGGCUGCGUCCCUUACCCCUUCUCCUCCCUCCCAGGAUGACAGCGAUUCAGAGCACAGCUGUGACACCGGCCUGGGCAGCGAGCAGUGCAGCGAGUCCAGCACCGUGGAUGUGCCACAGCUGUCGGCCCUGGUGCAGAAGCUGGUGCCCGGCUCCCGGCUGGUGGAGGACAUUGGGCAUGAGCUGCUCUACGUCCUGCCGUCCAGCGGUGCCAAAGACGGGUCCUUCGGAGAGCUCUUCCGGGAGCUGGACACCCGCCUGGGCGAGCUGGGUGUCUCCGGCUACGGGGUCUCGGACACCACCUUGGAGGAGAUCUUUCUGAAGGUGGCCGAGGACACUGGCGCUGACACCAGCAGGUCAGGCCCCCCAGGAGCCCCCCAGCGCGUGAGAGCCACCCCUGCCUCGGCCGACACCCUCCGGGCGCUGAGUGAAGACGGGGACCUGGAGGCAGCAGAGGCUGAUCUGGCGGAGGAGCCCCAGGAGACGGAUGCCCUGCGGGGCCCAGAGGACAGAGGAUCCCACCAGCUCACGGGCUGGGCCCUCACCCGCCAGCAGCUCCGCGCCCUCUUCCUCAAGAGGCUGCUCUACGCCCGCCGCAGCACCCGCGGCUUCUUGGCGCAGAUCAUCCUGCCGGCCGUCUUUGUGUGCAUGGCCCUCCUCUUCAGCCUGCUGGUGCCGCCUUUCGGGGAGUACCCCCCGCUGCGCCUCGAGCCCUGGAUGUACGAGCAGCAGUUCACCUUCUUCAGCGACGAUGCCCCGGGGGACCCUGACUCCGCGCGUCUCCUGGGCGCCCUCCUGGCCGAGCCGGGCUUCGGGACCAAGUGCAUGAAGGACGCGUUGGAGCCGAGGGAGCUGUGCCUGCCAGCACUGCAAGGAGAAGGUUUCCACACCCCCGCGGUGCCCCCAGCCCUAGAGGAGGUUUUCCGAAGCGGGAACUGGACGCCGGACGAUCCCUCCCCACCCUGCAAGUGCAGCUCCCCGCAGUCCCGCAAGAUGCUGCCUGAGUGCCCCGAAGCAGCUGGGGGGCUGCCCCCUCCACAGGUGCAGCGAGGCACCGGCGACAUCCUCCAGAACCUCACGGGGAGGAACAUCUCCGACUACCUGGUGAAAACCUACCCCAAGAUCAUCCGCCAGGGGCUGCGAAACAAGAAGUGGGUCAACGAGCAGAGGUAUGGUGGCAUCUCGCUGGGGGCCCGUAGCCUGCAGGGCCUGCCGUUGGCGGAGGAGGUGACCAACGCCGUGCGGGAGAUCCGGGCGGUGCUGAAUGUCACCGAGGGGAGCCCCCUGGACAGGUUGCUGGGAAACCUGAGCAACUUCAUUGCUGGGCUGGACACGCACGAUAAUGUCAAGGUGUGGUUCAACAACAAGGGCUGGCACGCCAUGGUGUCCUUCCUCAACGUGGUGAGCAAUGGGGUGCUGCGCGCCAACCUGCCCCCGGGCGCUGACCCCACGCGCUACGGCAUCACGGCCAUCAACCACCCCCUCAACUUCACCAAGGAGCAGCUCUCGGAGGCUGCCCUGAUGGCGACGUCGGUGGACGUGCUGGUCUCCAUCUGCGUGAUGUUUGCCAUGUCCUUCGUCCCCGCCAGCUUCGUCCUCUUCCUCAUCGAGGAGCGAGUCAGCCAGGCCAAGCACCUGCAGUUCGUCAGCGGCAUGACGCCCGGCGUCUACUGGCUGGGCAACUUCGCCUGGGACAUGUGUAACUACCUGGUGCCUGCCGCGCUGGUCGUCCUCAUCUUCCUCGGCUUCCAGCAGAAGUCCUACGUGUCCGCGGACAACCUGCCCUCCCUGGUGCUGCUGCUGCUGCUCUAUGGCUGGUCCAUCACACCGCUGAUGUACCCGGCCUCCUUCCUCUUCAGCGUCCCCAGCACAGCCUACGUGGCCCUGACCUGCAUCAACCUCUUCAUCGGCAUCAACGGCAGCAUGGCCACCUUCGUGCUGGAGCUCUUCACUGACAAAAAGCUGAACGACAUCAACCGCGUCCUGAAGAAGGUCUUCCUCGUCUUCCCCCACUUCUGCCUGGGCCGCGGCCUCAUCGACAUGGUGAAGAACCAGGCUAUGGCAGAUGCCUUUGAGCGCUUUGGAGACAAGCGGUUCGUGUCCCCGCUGUGCUGGGACCUGGCCGGGAAGAACAUGUUCGCCAUGGCCCUGCAGGGCAUCGUCUUCUUCCUCGUCACCCUCCUGGUGCAGCACAGGUUCUUCCUCACGCUCAGGCCCUUUGCCGUCAAGCUACCCGCUCUGGGGGAGGAGGACGAGGAUGUGGCCAGGGAGCGGGAGAAGGUGCUGAGCGGCGCGCGGCAGGGAGACGUCCUGGUGCUGGAGAACCUGACCAAGGUGUACAGGAGGAGGAAGGUGCCAGCCGUGGACCGCCUGUGCUUGGGGAUCCCCCCGGGGGAGUGCUUCGGUCUCCUGGGGGUCAACGGUGCCGGGAAGACGUCCACCUUCAAAAUGCUGACAGGGGACACCGAGGUGACGCUGGGGGACGCCCGGCUGAAGGGGCACAGCGUGCUGUGCGACAUGCAGGCCAUGCACCAGAGCAUGGGCUACUGCCCCCAGUUCGACGCCAUCAACGACCUGCUGACGGGCCGGGAGCACCUGGAGUUUUACAGCCGCCUGCGUGGGGUCCCCGAGGACGAGGCCCCCAGGGUGGCCCAGUGGGGCAUCUCCAAGCUGGGGCUGGCGCCCUACGCGGACAGACUGGCCGGCGGGUACAGCGGGGGCAAUAAGCGCAAGCUUUCCACGGCCAUCGCCCUCAUCGGGUGCCCGCCUGUCAUCUUCCUGGACGAGCCGACCACCGGGAUGGACCCCGGAGCCCGGAGGUUCCUGUGGAACUGUGUCCUCAGCGUGAUCAAGGAGGGCAGGUCCGUGGUGCUCACCUCCCACAGCAUGGAGGAGUGCGAAGCCCUGUGCACCCGCAUGGCCAUCAUGGUGAACGGCCGGUUCCGGUGCCUGGGGAGCGGGCAGCACCUGAAGAACAGGUUUGGAGACGGCUACACCAUCGUGCUGCGGGUUGGGGGCUCCAGCCCGGACCUGCAGCCCCUGGAGCAGUUCAUGCAGGAGACCUUCCCCACCAUCGCCCUCCGGGAGCGGCACCGCGGCACGCUGCAGUACCAGCUGCCCGCCUGCCGCAACUCGCUGGCCCACGUCUUCAGCACCCUGGCAGCUCAGCGCGCCCGCUACUGCCUCGAGGACUACUCUGUGUCCCAGACCACGCUCGACCAGGUGUUCCUGCAUUUUGCCAAGGACCAAAGCGAUGAGGGCACUGCCUCGCAGGGCCCCCCUGCACCCGGCUCCGUGAGCCCCAGCCCCUGGACCCGGAUCACGCGCUUCCUGCAGGACGAGCGCUACCAGGAGAGCAGGGUCUGAGCAAAGGGGACAGCCGUGCCCGCCCUUGAACCCAUCAAUUAAACCCCCAGAGAGGGGCACAGGGCCGGUGGCUCCUUCCUGAGUCCUCCUGGGGCCAGGGGCAAUACUGAACCCCUCCCAAACCCCUAGGGCAGGGGUCUUGCCUGACCCACUGGGCCCUCCAGUGCCCCCCAGACUGGCUGCCCAGUGCUUGGCCCAGGGAGCAGGCCCUGCCCUGGGAGGGUGGGGACCUGGUGGGCUUUUUUUCCGUCUUAAUCAGUAAAGGUCCAGCGGAGCUGGUGUCUGCAACCCUGCCGGCCCACCCGCAGCCCCAGACCAGGCUGGGGGUGUCUCUUGGCUUCGGAGACAUCCUGCAGGCACUUUUUGCUGCUGACGGUGCAGGUGGGGAAGGAUCUCGCCCCAAUUUGAGCACUGGGCAGAGCCGGGAGCCCUAUCUGCCUUUGAACCAGCCGCUCACACGCACAAGGACGGGGGGAGAGGGCUAGGCUGGGCCUUUCAGGGUCCUACGCCCCACCCCCACGCCACCCCCACAACGCCCUGAUGUAUUCUGGGGUUGGAGCUGGUUGUAAAGCCCACCCCGUCCUGAUCUCAGGGACCCCUUGUCCUGCAGCGGGAGCCCAUCUCCAUCACAUUUCCAGCCAAAGGACCCCCUCCCUGCACUCCUUCGGCCUGGGACUGUCCCUGGUACAAGGGCGGCGGUUUUGGUACCAGCCCCCCGGAGCCUGAACAGGGCUGAGCCCUCCCAAGGGCUUUGCAAAGCCCUUGACUUUCCCAUGCCCCGACCCCCCCCAGACCCAGCUUCCCCAGCCCCCUCCUAAGGGCUGACCGCACGCUGGAGCCUGGCCACGCUCCCCUGGGGGCAUCGGGGCUGGUCCUGCUUGCAGCUCCCUGUCCUCUGGCGCUGGUAAAGCAGAGACCGCUUGGACAUGCUACUUUAAUUAAAGAUGCACACGAUAACUCGGA
Molecule: messenger RNA, 7891 nt
Organism: Alligator mississippiensis (American alligator)
Lineage: Eukaryota; Metazoa; Chordata; Crocodylia; Alligatoridae
Gene: ABCA7
Product: ATP binding cassette subfamily A member 7
Exons: 49
Coding region: 98-6928 (2276 amino acids)
Biological process (GO): lipid transport; transmembrane transport
Cellular component (GO): membrane; intracellular membrane-bounded organelle
Molecular function (GO): lipid carrier activity; ABC-type transporter activity; ATP binding
Source: RefSeq, a predicted model, not a curated record